Molecule: messenger RNA, 759 nt
Organism: Ectocarpus sp. CCAP 1310/34
Lineage: Eukaryota; Phaeophyceae; Ectocarpales; Ectocarpaceae
Source: the annotation of a GenBank genome assembly
AUGACGCAGAAAGCGAAGGAGAAGCUUGAGUGCACGUUCCGCCCAUCCCUUAACCCGGUGACGCACUCAAUGGCCCAAGCCUCCCCGCUGGAUGAGCUCGUCAACAACCGCAGGGGGCAGCGGGUCAGGGAAAGGGUGAAGGCCAAAGUCAGUGAUGCGCAGGCGUGCUCGCACAAACCUACCCUGCUAGCGGAGGCUGCGCUGUUGCACACGAACGCGGAGGGAGGAGCGGCGUCGCAGGAUGGAGGGGGGUGCGCGGGCAGCGGUGAAAGAGGCUCUGCUGCCGCUGAUCUUUACGGCCCAGGCAACAGGUACCGGCUGAGCGUGCGGGAGCCGGCAAGGAUGACGGCGGAGCUGCGUGCGCGGGAGAGAGAGCAAGAAGAGAGGACGAACUCUGCCAUCCUGCGCGCCGAGGGGCCGGUAUUGGUCAGGGGCCUCGGGAGGCAUCUCGAGCUUAAGGACGUCGCUCAGCAAAGGGAGCGAGAGAGGCGAGAGCGGGAGGCCCAAGCCUUCGGGGUACGGCCCGGAGCAGUGAGGCGCAGUGUCUUGGGCGAGACGAUAGUCGAGCCUUUCUCUCUCAGCAGCGACAACAAGGGGUGGUGGCAGGAGAGGAGGAUGAGGCACGAGGCGGAGCGCGCGGCGCAGUGCACGUUCAAGCCGUGGACGGUGGAGGCGGAGAGGGGGCGGGCGCUGUCGAGGCUGCUCGACUGGUCGUCGGUGCUUCGAGGCAAUCUUCAAGAGGUAGCUAGAGGAGACUAG